AUGACUCUCAUCACCGCCCUCACCGCCGGUCUGGCUCUGGCCUCCUCCGUCAUUGGAGCGCCCACCAACAACGCCAACGAGAAGCGCUUCACCGUCGACCAGAUCAAGAACCCUCGCUACAUCCGCAACGGUCCCCUGGCCCUCGCCAAGGCCUACCGCAAGUACGGCAAGGCUCUCCCCGAGGACCUCUCCCGCGUCGUCGCCAACAUCACCUCCACCGGUGCCACCAAGCGCGCUACCGGCAGCGUCGCCGCCACCCCCCAGGACUACGAUGUCGAGUACCUGAGCCCCGUCCAGAUCGGCACCCCGGCCCAGACCCUCACCCUCGACUUCGACACCGGAUCUUCCGAUCUCUGGGUCUUCUCCACCUCCACCCCGUCCAGCCAGCGCAACGGCCAGACCGUCUACGACCCCAGCAAGUCCAGCACCGCCUCCCGCCUCACCGGCGCCACCUGGUCCAUCUCCUACGGCGACGGCUCCAGCUCCAGCGGUAUCGUCUACAAGGACACCGUCUCCGUCGGCGGCCUGUCCGUCACCGGCCAGGCUGUCGAGGCCGCCUCCAAGGUUUCCUCUUCCUUCUCCGAGGAGAGCGACCUGGACGGUCUCCUGGGUCUCGGCUUCAGCUCCAUCAACACCGUCUCCCCCACCCAGCAGAAGACCUUCUUCGAGACUGCCAAGUCCAAGUUGGAUGCUUACCUCUUCACUGCUGACUUGAAACACAACACCCCCGGCAAGUACAACUUCGGCUACAUCGACUCCUCUGCCUACACCGGCGCCAUCACCUACGUCAGCAUCGACAACUCCGACGGCUGGUGGCAGUUCACCUCCUCCGGCUACUCUGUCGGCUCCGCCAGCUUCACCUCCACCUCCCUCAACGGCAUCGCUGACACCGGAACCACCCUCCUCCUCCUCCCCCAGUCUGUCGUCACUGCCUACUACGCCAAGAUCUCCGGCGCCAAGUACGACUCUUCCCAGGGAGGCUACACCUUCCCCUGCUCCGCCACCGUCCCCUCCUUCACCUUCGGCGUCGGCUCCGCCCGCGUCACCAUCCCCGCCAGCUACAUGAACUACGCUCCCGUCAGCACCAGCACUUGCUUCGGUGGCCUGCAGAGCUCCUCCGGCAUUGGCAUCAACAUCUUCGGUGAUGUCGCCCUCAAGGCUGCCUUCGUUGUCUUCGAUGGUGCCUCCAACCGCCUUGGCUGGGCCGCCAAGACCCUCUCUUAA
Molecule: messenger RNA, 1224 nt
Organism: Colletotrichum chrysophilum
Lineage: Eukaryota; Fungi; Ascomycota; Sordariomycetes; Glomerellales; Glomerellaceae
Exons: 2
Coding region: 1-1224 (407 amino acids)
Biological process (GO): proteolysis
Molecular function (GO): aspartic-type endopeptidase activity
Source: RefSeq, a predicted model, not a curated record